Eruca vesicaria subsp. sativa (arugula) is the source of this 2652-nucleotide messenger RNA. The record is from the annotation of a GenBank genome assembly. NCBI's taxonomy places the organism in Eukaryota, Viridiplantae, Streptophyta, Magnoliopsida, Brassicales, Brassicaceae.
AUGAUGAAAAAUAACAGUCCUAGCGAUGAAAAAUGGAUGUUAGAGAGUGUAGAGAUCGAUCCAAUGGGUGAAACUUCGUCCAAACAGCCAGACGUCAAGAAGAACGAAAGUGGUCUAAAGAAGGCUGCGUCAAGGGGUGUGGGAUCGAUAAUCCGUACGUUGAGCGUUUCGAACUGGAGAAAGAGCGGUAAUCUUGGGUCUCCAAGUACGAGGAAAAGCGGUAACCUGGGGCCUCCAGGUGCUGGGAUCCUUCCUAAGAAGAUGGGUCCACAAAGAGUAGAGAGGACAACAUCUAGCGCGGCUAGGGGACUCCAGAGCUUACGGUUCCUUGAUCGGACCGUCACUGGAAAGGAAAGAGAUUCUUGGAGAUCUAUUGAGAACCGGUUUAAUCAGUUUUCUGUUGACGGCAAAUUGCCUAAAGAGAAAUUUGGCGUAUGCAUUGGAAUGGGAGAUACAAUGGAGUUUGCGGGAGAAGUUUACGAGGCACUGGGUAGGAGAAGACAAAUAGAGACAGAAAGUGGUAUCGACAAAGAUCAACUUAAGCUGUUUUGGGAAGACAUGAUCAAGAAAGAUCUCGAUUGUCGUCUCCAAAUCUUCUUCGACAUGUGUGACAAGGACGGAGAUGGUAAGCUCACGGAAGAUGAAGUGAAAGAAGUCAUUGUCUUGAGUGCAGCCGCGAACCGCCUCGGUAACCUCAAAAAGAAUGCUGCCGCGUACGCCUCUUUGAUCAUGGAAGAACUCGAUCCUGAUCACAAGGGAUACAUCGAGAUGUGGCAGUUAGAAGUGCUAUUAACAGGGAUGGUGUCAAACGCUGAUACUGAAAAGAUGAAGAAAUCUCAAACGCUGACUCGUGCCAUGAUCCCAGAGCGGUACAGAACGCCAAUGGGCAAGUACGUUUCCGUGACCGCAGAGUUGAUGCACGAGAACUGGAAGAAAAUAUGGGUCCUAACUUUGUGGCUCCUCAUCAACGUCUAUCUAUUCAUGUGGAAGUACAACGAGUUCAUGAGAAAUCCUCUCUACAACAUCACCGGACGCUGCGUUUGCGCCGCUAAAGGCGCGGCCGAAACGCUUAAAUUCAACAUGGCACUGAUCUUGGUCCCGGUCUGUAGGAAAACACUGACUAUGCUUAGGUCAUCGUUCUUGAGUCGCAUGAUACCAUUCGAUGACAACAUUAACUUCCACAAGGUGAUUGCGUAUGCUAUCGCGUUCCAUGCAUUGCUCCACACGGUGCUACAUCUUCUAUGUAACUACCCUAGGUUAAGUUCGUGCUCUUACGACGUGUUCUUGAAGUAUGCUGGAUCUGCCUUGGGUCACACGCAGCCGAGUUACCUAGGUUUGAUGAUGACGUCAGUGUCAAUCACUGGGGUUUUAAUGAUUUUCUUCAUGGGAUUCUCGUUUACGCUCGCGAUGCAUUAUUUUAGAAGGAACAUAGUGAAGUUGCCUAGACCGUUUAGCGUUCUUGCUGGGUUUAAUGCGUUUUGGUAUGCUCAUCAUUUGCUGAUUCUUGCUUAUGUUCUUCUCAUCCUUCAUGGUUACUAUCUUAUCAUCGAGAAGCCUUGGUACGAGAAAACGACAUGGAUGUACGUGGCCGUACCUAUGCUGUUCUACGCAAGUGAGAGGCUUUUCUCACGUGUUCUUCAAGACCACAGCCAUCGUGUCCACGUGAUUAAGGCUAUUGUAUAUUCGGGCAACGUUCUUGCACUUUACGUGACCAAACCUCCCGCAUUCAAAUACAAAAGUGGCAUGUACAUGUUUGUCAAGUGUCCUGACCUCUCACAAUUCGAAUGGCAUCCUUUCUCCAUCACUUCUGCACCUGGAGAUGACUAUUUAAGUGUUCACAUAAGAGCAUUAGGAGAUUGGACAACUGAACUUAGGAACACAUUCGCAAAGACAUGCGAGCCCCCUCCUCAAGCAGCCGCAAAGCCGAAACCAAAUAGUCUUAUGAGGAUGGAAACAAGAGCAACAGGUGCGAAUCCUCACAUUGAAGAAUCACAAAUCUUGUUUCCAAAGAUUUUCAUCAAGGGACCUUAUGGAGCUCCAGCACAAAAUUAUCAAAAGUUCGACAUUCUUUUGCUGGUUGGACUAGGGAUUGGGGCAACUCCAUUCAUAAGCAUAUUGAAAGACAUGUUAAACCAUCUAAAACCCGGGAUUCCCAAAGUUGGGCAAAAAUACGAAGGAAGUGUAGGAGGAGAGAGCGUAGGAGGUGAUAGUAUUAGUGGUGGAGGAGGCAAAAAGUUUCCACAGAGAGCAUAUUUUUUUUGGGUGACAAGAGAACAAGCUUCCUUUGAUUGGUUUAAGGGAGUCAUGGAUGACAUCGCCGAGUAUGAUAAAACUCAUGUGAUUGAAAUGCAUAACUACUUAACAAGCAUGUACGAAGCAGGAGAUGCAAGAUCUGCUCUAAUCGCUAUGGUUCAGAAACUUCAACAUGCGAAGAACGGUGUUGACAUUGUCUCCGAAAGCCGAAUACGAACACAUUUCGCAAGACCUAACUGGAGGAAGGUUUUUUCUGAAUUGUCAAGCAAACACGAAGCUUGUCGAAUAGGGGUGUUCUACUGUGGAAGUCCAACACUGGUUCGACCACUUAGAGAUCUUUGUCAGGAGUUUAGUCUCGAGUCAUCCACUCGUUUUACUUUCCACAAGGAAAACUUUUAA